UACAAAACAUAGUCGACUCUGUUUGUAACAUAUUCUAGUUUAAAUCAAAUGUUUCCUCGAUGAGAAAAUUAACAGAAUGUCAGCCAUAAUCCAUUUUCUCCCACUGCCGGCCACUGGGCUUCCUCUCGUUAUCAUAAGGUAGAGAGUGGACACGGCAACCGGAUGCUUCACAUUUAUACAUCCGGUGAAAUAUCUGGCUCAUUGUUCUAUCUGUGCGGAAGCUCAAAAGCUGUCAAAAUGGCUACGACCAUGUCAUGGGGAUCAUAUCUCCUCAUUCAUGUAGUAAUAUUUUCAUGGUAUGUCUUUACCUUAUCGGCGAAUUGCUCAUUGAAAGUCACACAGGGCCACCCAGGAGCUAAAACAUAUGGAGGCCGCUGGAAAUAUCUGACUUUCCUCAAUCUGGUUUUGCAGACAGUGUUCUUCGGACUCGUUGUUUUGAUUGACAUUAUCCACCUGAUAUUGCCAUCCAAAAAUUUGAGGUGUGGUGUACCUCUCCUCCUAGUGAAAUUAAGAGACACCAUUUUCACUAUUUGGGCUUUUCCUAUUGGGACAUUUGUGUUCUUGUCCUUCUGGUCGAUAUAUCACUACAACAGAGAGCUGGUGUUUCCAAAGUUUCUAGAUGACAUUAUUCCUAUCUGGUUGAACCAUGCUAUGCAUACGGUCACCCUGCCAUUGGCGCUGUUGCAGAUGUAUAUUCAGCCUCAUAGAUAUGGCAGCAAGAUGAGAGGCCUUCUAGGUCUGUCUGUCAUAGCUGUUCUUUAUCUGGGAUGGAUUCUGUGGGUGCACCAUGUGGCUGGUAUCUGGGUCUACCCCAUCAUGGAGCGUCUGAGUCCUAUGGGCCUGGUGAUAUUCCUGGGGGUGUCGUCCAUCACCGUGGCUCCCCUCUACCUACUGGGGGAGAAACUCAACCACAAGAUCUGGAAGACCACUGCAGUAUCUGCAGGGCCUCAGAGAAAGAAGAAGAAAUAAGUGUGUGCUGGCAUGUAAGCUGAGAGCCAAGGAGGGGAUCAGAGAGGAAAGACAGACAGACAGGACCGGUACAACCAGCACUGAUCACCUCAUCCAGAAAGAGACUGGUGGAUCUCUUGGUGAAGGUAGAAGUUGCCCCUAAUCACAGAUUUAGAAUCAGAUUACCUUACCCUCAGUCCUAUUUAUAACAUUUAGCAUUAAACAACUAUAUCUUAUCCUGUAUCAAUAGUUAGAGUCAACUUGUACCUGCUCGUUAUCUCUCAGGCAGCUCUCAGGCAGCUCUCAGGCAGUGGGCAUUAUGUGCUUCUAUGGUCAGAUGCCAAAUAAUUUUAAGAUUCCAUUCAGUAAGUAGACUUGAUUUACUCCACCACAGGAUAUUGUGCUGUGUCACAUUGAGGUAACAGCUCAAUAUAAUAUUUGACAUUAAUAAGUUGGUCCUUUAUUGGUUGAGUUAACCCAUAUUGUUCUCUCACCCUACGUGGCGUAAUAAUAUUACAGUAUAAAUACAUUUUGUGAUUCUAUUACCUUUAUCAUGAUGCUGUUUCACUUGAUACGGUACUGUUGGUUGUGUGAAAGGCACAGUUCCUUAUGUGCAUUUUGUUAUUUUACAUUUUGAAUUCAAUUUAUACUGUAUGUUGACUUUUAGAACAAUAUGGUUCCUUAUGUAACUUGGAGGGAAGUAAGAACAAGAUGAAAUUAAAACAUUUGAAUUAUA
This is a messenger RNA of Oncorhynchus keta (chum salmon), 1684 nucleotides long. RefSeq names its product androgen-dependent TFPI-regulating protein-like. Lineage: Eukaryota; Metazoa; Chordata; Actinopteri; Salmoniformes; Salmonidae. The coding region runs from base 163 to 969 and encodes 268 amino acids. The transcript has 6 exons. The record is from RefSeq and is a predicted model, not a curated record. Gene Ontology annotation, cellular component: endomembrane system; membrane.